AUGAAGACGCUGGCUUCCACGCUAACGGGAACCACUGACCUGGGCCUACCAGCUGCACUCGGGUCAGCUGUGGGAUCUUUUCUCUCCGAGGAAGACAUCCUGCCUUUGUGCCCCCUCACUUCCGCGUUUUUUCCCGUGUCUUCGCGAACGGUUUCAUCUUGCAAUACCCAUACAAGGACUCAAAUAGGUGUUGCUUCCAGGAUGGCUAUGGUAAAAAGUGGCUGGCUCCACAGGCAAAGCACCAUAUUACGCCGCUGGAAAAGAAACUGGUUCGACCUGUGGGCCGACGGGCGGCUGGUGUUCUACAAUGACCAGCAGCGGCGUGACAUGGAGGACGACAUCCACAUGAGGGUCAACUGCAUUAACAUCCGCAGCUCUGCUGCGUGUCAAGAGCUGAACCCACCGGAGGGGAAGACACGUGACGCCCUGCUCCAGAUAGUGUGCCGGGACGGACGGGUCAUCAGCCUGUGUGCGGACAGUCCCGACGACGCUCUUGCGUGGACCAUGGCUCUUCAGGAUGCCAGAAUCAACACGGUGGUCGCUACACCUCAGGUCGGCUUUGCACAAGAGGUUAUGGCGUCUGCUCCCCCGCCCUACUCAGAAUACGCUCAACCACAGGUUUAUGCCCCGGGCCCGUAUGGAGACUACACCGCUCCUCCCCCGCACGCCACGCAGGUGGUGUACUCGGCUGACGGGCAGCCCUACGCUGUGGCGUACCCGUACCAGCACCAGGGUGGGUACGGCGCGUCCGGAGUGAACCACGUCAUCGUCCAGGAGCGCCGGUGGGACGACGGAGGGGACGUGGCUCUGGGCAUGCUGGCCGGGGCCGCCACCGGCCUGGCGCUGGGCUCCCUCUUCUCCGUCUUCUAG
Messenger RNA from Menidia menidia (Atlantic silverside), 870 nucleotides. The record is from the annotation of a GenBank genome assembly. NCBI's taxonomy places the organism in Eukaryota, Metazoa, Chordata, Actinopteri, Atheriniformes, Atherinopsidae.